Molecule: messenger RNA, 2970 nt
Organism: Mycena indigotica
Lineage: Eukaryota; Fungi; Basidiomycota; Agaricomycetes; Agaricales; Mycenaceae
Exons: 10
Coding region: 7-2970 (987 amino acids)
Biological process (GO): ribonucleotide metabolic process; RNA catabolic process
Cellular component (GO): nucleoplasm; ribonuclease H2 complex
Source: RefSeq, a predicted model, not a curated record
GCGUCAAUGGCAACACACCUCGCAGUUCUUCCCGACGCGCUACCCCUUGAGGAAACGCGUUUUCUUCGACUGCUUCACCCCAGGACAGAGUUGCCUACCCUCUUCCUGGCUCAUCCCGACUCCAUUCUCGAAGUCCAAUCCGUCUCGCCAACCAAUGAAAGGUCGUGGUUUAUAGACCAAACUAUUGUCUCUGAUGGAAAACUCUUACUGUUCACGCCAGUUGACCUCGCAUUUCUGUUGAUACCAGUGUUGCAGUCAGUAUAUUCAGAAAACUUCCCUGGGAUGUUCAGGCCAGCAGACGAAAUAUUCGAAGAUGCUGCCACCAUCCUUGAACAACCGGCUGACACGUCGAAUUCGAUCUCUAGGGAGGAUAUGACAUAUUUCACCUCAAUCAAAGGCUGCACACGUGCACUACGGUGUGUCUGCGAUGUACAAGAAAUUUCUGAGGACAUCGUGGUCUAUCGUUACUCGCGGGAAAAGGUGGUUCAAUAUGUGCGGAACAAAGUAGAGCGUCUAUCGAGACCAGAAAUUACCGAAAUUUCCCGAACUCUGAUACGAAACCUUGCAAAAGACGGAUUAUUGGAGGACGGAAGAGAGGAGUUGUUAAAGUUGGGUCGAAUACGUGCGGCUUGUGAUCUUGUGUGCCAAUACCUCCCCUCCAACUUGCGAACCUUGUUACUGGCGUCCUAUGACUUUUCGGCGCUUGAGGCCCAUGUGAGGUCAUUGGAAGAGGAGAGAGCCUCGCUUGUUGUGCAAAAGCCAUCGAAGUCGAAAGCCGCUCCAACUCCAGUCGAGAAAAAAAGAAAGGAUACUUCACAAGGAGUGGAGAAACUGAAAAAAGCCAAGACGACUGGAAUGGCAAAGCUUUCCACAUUUUUCUCCAAAAAAGAAACCAAGCGCGUCCAAAGGAUGGAGGCGGCCUCUCUAGCCAUAAAUCCUAGCUAUGUUGAUCGCGCCGUACAAACAGACUUGCAUCUUGACUCGUUGGUCAAGUCUGCUCCAGCCACUCCCCCGAAAGACGACUCCAAUUCUGUUGUCCAGCACCGUGUAUCAGGUCCAACACGCUCUCCAAACUCUCGCAAACACCACCAGCUACCUUAUAGUCGUCCCUCCACCCAAAAUCAUAACUCUUCCCCGCGUGUCUCCUCGCUGCCUGAAACCUUACCAUCCUACCCAACCGUGAUUCCACGCGAAUUUCGUGGUGCCUCUCUUUCUGAACGUCCACGAGUUUCACUCUCAUUCUCCGACAACACGCCGGAAAGCUCGUCUUCUGCAGAGACCUCCUUCCGUUCAGAAACCAGAUCUGGCUCUUCUCGUGCCCGCCGUUCGCUUCCUUCGUCUGACACACCCCAUACUCCCUCACCACCUUCUUCUCCCGGUUGGAUCUCAUGGGCUAGUUCUCCUCCUAAACCCAUUCCUGCACUUCAUGGACCAUUGUCCCUUCCGUAUGCUCGUUGCCCCUCUGGUGCCGAAGGUACCAUCGUUGAAGGCGAAGAUUUGUCUCGUAUGAUCUGGGGAUUGGGCCUUGAAGACAGCCAGCCGACUAAUACUCCGAAUAUCCCACAAAAGUCAACAUCUUUUGCGCCUCGUUCUCGCCCACAGCGGGAUGCCCAAUAUCAACGUAGUAUUUCUUUCGCUCGCCAAUCACACGAGCGCGAUGUUUCACGUGAAUCAGUCGAGUCUCGCGUGGGCGCGUUCUCCCAGCAUCCCGAUUCUUGGCGCGACUCGUUGGGUCUCGGCGAUGAUAUUCUGGACGAGUUCGAAGAUGACUUUCGUGUUUAUGACGGCCAGCGAGGUUUGGGUCUCGAUUGGCAGGAAACCCUCAAGCAUCGGCAAUCCACAGCCAAAGCCAAGAUCGACUCCCUCAAGCCGUCCGCUGCUGUGUUCGUCCCCGCAAGUCAACAAGUGACAUCGCAAUUUCCGCGUAUUUUUGUCGAGCCUCGUCACACCGUUCUUCCUUCGCCUCGUUUGUCAGCGUUUGAAAUCGCUCAGCAAUAUCGUGCCAACAAGCGGCCACAGGACUUUCUGCCUACUCCUCCCUCGUCGUCUUCGCCUGAAUGGAUCUCGCAGCAACAGCAACAGCAUUACAUCGAUCCAUUUCCACCUCUAGAUCUGCACACUCUCGUCUCUCCACCUCAAUCCCAAUCCAACUUCGAACUCUCGCAGGAGCUGCGCAAGUUCGUGUUUGAACGUAUGCAGAACCCCAAUGAUACUCGCUCCGUUGAGCUGCCCCGCGAACAAUUCAACCCGUCUCGUAUUCCUCAAACUCGUCGACCUUCGAUUGAUGCAUCUCCCUCGCUUCCUGGACCACCUCCCAACAGUCCCCUUCCUCCCAUACCGUCAUAUGCAAAUCACUCUCGUGUUCAUUUCGGAAUCACCCCCGCAUCGCCAACUUCUCCUGAUACUCUGGCGCCCCUCCGUCAGUCGAGCAAGCAUCCACGUUCAAUUCCAUUUGCGCGAUUGCUACAGCGUCGGUUAUCUGCUGUUCCUGAAGAAGAGACAACCCCCUACGAAAUGCAUUCCCCUCCUCCGUCACCCCCCACCAAACAUUCAACCGCUAUUCCCAUGCGUGCACCACGCGUCCCAUCGUCCUCUCAAACGGAAGGUUUUCGGUCGCGGACUCGAUCAAGUUCGGGAGGUCGUAUUGGGCUUCCUAGUCCUGCUCUAAGCGCAAUCGGAUCUCCUGCAAUGCCCGCUGAUGAUAAGUCUUCUCAUUGGCGCCUUCCUGCCCAAACAUACGCAGGCCGUGUCAAGACUUCCGUUAACAUGAACAACAAUUCUAUCAAUCAUUGGGAUGGAUCUACAGGCCGAGAGAACUCGAAUCUGUGGGAGAAAGAAAAUACCAAGUCAAAGAAGACCCGUGGUGGACAUGGUGGUAAAAAGACUCAAGGCGCAAGCGAUUGGGAGACGACAUCGGCCGAACCCUCACCUUGGCUGGCAGCGAGUGUGGCGCCGGAAGCGUGGCUUUGA